CAGGGCGGAAAUUCAAGGAAGCAAUGGAAAUGUUAACUCUCUAACCUUGAUUCCAUAACUGCGCUCUUGUCCUUUGUCUUUGCUAUCGCUUUCCAUUGUUCUUGCUCCAAUACGCUUCCGCUGAAAUGUUAUCUUAGAUUGGAUAGUCUAUGCAUAUCUCUUUUGCGUGAUCGUAAUCGUGCAUCUUCUAGAAGAUUAACAUGUACGGAGAAAUAAUUAUAUAAUAUUUUCCUAAGCAAAAUGCAAAUUGGUUUCCACAGCCUCAGUGUUUGUGGUCUUUCUUGGCAGGCUCGUGGAAAUACUUUUCAAUAUUUCAAUGGUGAUAUCUAUGAUUUGACCAUUUUUGACUUUCUUCAGCGAAGAUAACGUUAAUCAACUCAGGCAAUAACCGAGUAGGGCCCAAAAGACACAAACUUUUAAGAAGGAGGGAAGAGCACGAAGAGAAGCACAACAAUGACGGAGAAGCAAAGGGUCUGUGUUACCGGAGCUGGAGGAUACAUUGGUUCGUGGCUCAUCAAGUAUCUUCUCUCCCGAGGCUACAUCGUCCACGGAACUGUUCGAGAUCCUGGUGAUGAAAAGAAUGCCCAUCUGAAGAAAUUGGAAAAUGCUGCUGAGAAUCUGAUACUCUUCAAAACAGAUUUGUUUGAUCUUGAAGGACUUUGUUCGGCAAUUGCUGGUUGCACUGGCGUUUUCCAUGUUGCUUCUUUCGUGCCUGCUUUCCAUGAUACUGUUGCUGAGGAAGAGGUCACUGAACCGGCGAUCACUGGUACCAAAAAUGUUAUGAAAGCAUGCGCAGCGGCUAAGGUAAAGAGAGUCGUGGUCGUAUCGUCCAUCGCCGCUGUUGUGUGCAAUCCGAAAUGGCAUAAGGAUCACCCCAUGGACGAGGAAUGUUGGUCCGACCCCGAAUUCAUCCGCACGCUUGAGGGAGAUUUUCGCUAUUACUUGCUCGCCAAAACGCUGGCAGAACGGGAAGCUUUAGAGUACAAUAACAAGGGAAAUGAGUUUGAAGUCGUUACGGUUUGUCCGUCCAUCACUAUCGGCCCUCGGCUUCAAUCCACCAUCAACGCUAGCAGCUCCCUCCUUCUCAAUCUUCUUAAAGGCAGUGCGGAAUCCGUGGAGGAUGCAACCUAUCAUCUCGUGGAUGUACGUGAUGUCGCCGAAGCACUCGUUUUGGUGUACAAAAACCCGGAAGCCAAAGGGAGAUACAUUUGCAAUUCUUACACGCUCAAGAUUAGCGCCUUGGUGGAGAAGAUGAAGAGCAUGUAUCCUCGCCCCAACUACCCGAAAAGAUUCACAGAGGCGGAGGAGGCGCCGCAGAAGGGAGAUAGGAUGCUGAGUUCAGAGAAGCUGAAGAGGUUGGGAUGGAAUUACAAAACGUUGGAAGAAACCAUCGUUGAUUCUGUCAUCUGCUUUGAAAAAACUGGCGAUUUGCCAAAACCUGAAGCUGCUGCCUCUUGAAACACAAACAGUUCCUCUUAUGUUUCGCCUUACUCUUCAUGGCGUUAGUAAGUCUUGUCCUCUUGUGGUU
Messenger RNA from Tarenaya hassleriana, 1528 nucleotides. Its product is annotated as cinnamoyl-CoA reductase 2. The record is from RefSeq and is a predicted model, not a curated record. The transcript has 7 exons. Gene Ontology annotation, molecular function: oxidoreductase activity, acting on the CH-OH group of donors, NAD or NADP as acceptor. Bases 454 to 1458 code for a protein of 334 amino acids. Lineage: Eukaryota; Viridiplantae; Streptophyta; Magnoliopsida; Brassicales; Cleomaceae.